UUAGUUGUUGUAGUAAAUAUGCUUUACACUAAAUGCAUUUAAGACCAUCAUAAAAUAACUAAUUACAGGUGGAAUUAUGAUAUUUCCUCCCACUAAAGUGUCCUGUGUACAUUUUUGCCUUUAACUCGUUUUUGUUUCUCUUUUACUGCCCAGUUUUUGUUCGGAAAGGUGCGACAUAUUUUCUCACGCACCCACUUUUCCCUCCCAUAGGAGCAGGUAGAGUGUAACCCAUCAGCUGAUUUAAACAAUGCACACACUUUAUUUUAAAUCUCCGGCACGGCACACCCUCGCCCUUUGGCACACAUGCAGCAGGUUUAAGCCUUGCCAAAAAAAAAAAAAAAAAAAAAAAAAAAGAAAGAGAAAAUUUGCGCACGGGCGUCCAUGUGGCACACUCCGUGGCUGUACAUUAAAACAAACAUCCCACGGAAGCAGCCAAUGGCAGCCGAUCCUCGUGCAGAGAUGCUGAGACGCGGAGGGGAGGGGGCAGUUUAGGUGGGUGGGACAAACAGCGGCAUAGAAAGGGGGAUGCUGCAGCCCCGUCCUCCUCAUAUCUCUCUCCACCCAGCCCUAGAAUAAAAUCCACCGGUGACGUGCGCGCAGAGAAGCACCCAGCAGUAUGUGCGCGCCCACGGGAGGGGCCGACAGAAAAUGGCGAGUCUGUGCAAAAGGCAGCAAUGCACGAUAGAGAGGCGCGGCUUUCGGCAGGAACUUGACUCUUGGAGGCACAAACUCAUUCACUGUGUAGGCUUUGAAAGCAUCUUAGAGGGCUUGUUUGGGCCGGGACUAGUCAAGGACAUCACUUUUUUUCAAGACUGCGAGCCAGAGGAAGUGUCUGACUGGUCCUUCGAUGAAAACUGUCUCUUCUGCUGCUUAAGACGAGAGAAAAACAAGGAGCACAUCGUGGAAAACGGUGGAGGCGGCCACGUGCUGACGGAGUGUGAGGACUUCAAACAGGGGCAGUCUCGGAUCAGCCGGCUGGAGAGACAGGCCCGAGACUUCCUCAAUGCUGUGUUCCACAGAAAAGACCUCCCAAGUUUCUCUGACCCUCACAUUCCUCUAGUGGCUCGUGAGAUCAUGCAGCGAAUGAUCCACCAGUUCGCUGCCGAAUAUACCUCAAAAACUACUCAGGAAGACCUGCCCCUGCCCAACGGCACCAUGAAGGACCAAAGCCUGCCGAGAGCGGUGUCUCUGCCACCCGCCCCGACCUCCCCGACCGGGCCCACGCCCAGCUCCCCUCCGUCGUCGGCCUCCUCCUCUCCGUCCCCGACUCCGGGAGCGGGCUUCAGCCCCACCGCCGUCACCUCAGCCCCCGCCAGCAUCCAGAGCAGCAACGGGACGGGAGCCGGCAACAGCGGAGGGGGAGGAGGAGGUGCGGCUGCUGCCUCUGCACAGAACCCGGUCCUCAGCAAGCUUCUGAUGGCGGACCAGGACGGCCCACUGGACCUCACCGUCAGAAAGGCGCCGGCUGAUCAGGAGCCCAGCCAGCAGGAUGGUGUCUUGGACCUCUCCACAAAGAAGAAUAACAGCAGAGGAAGCCCUACAACUUUACAAGGCUUCACUCUUGCAGCUGGGGACAAAGGACAUUUGCUGAAGGCGGAGCGUACCCUGUCAGAAGUGGAGGAAGAGGACGGCCUGCUGCAGAAAAGUCUGCAGGACGGACUGAGGGAGAGCUACGCCAACUCCAACUCCUUCAAGCCGCCGCUGGCCCGCUCGCUGCGCAUCAAGGAGGAGCUCCUCAGCCAGAAGCACCGCCUCCUGAGCCAGCCCGCCGCUCUCUCUCUGGCCAAUCUAGAGUCGGCCGGCUUGCUUAAUCACGGGCAGUCCCACUCCUUACUCAGCCAAAAGGGCUCCUCUUCUCUCUGGGAAAGCAAGGCCCACCUCGAAAGCCUGAUGAAGCUAAAGCAGGCCGGUGGGGCUCUAAGCGACCCCAAAGACCUGCCUACAUUCCUGGAAAAUCACCACAACCACCAUGGAGCCUUCUCGUACAAGAGUUCCCUCCACCAUCACAGCCACAAUCAAGCCUCGAAGGCUCAGCACCACCACAACGACGGGAAGCGAGAGCAGGGCCAUUCGCCGCCCGUCGACCUGAAGAUCCCACAAGUGCGGGGCAUGGAUCUGUCCUGGGACUCCCACGCCUCCGAGCUGUACGGCUACGGCGCCAUGGGCGUCGGGUCGGGAGGUCAUGGCGACAACAGUCUGAGCCGGAAGCUGAGAGCCAUCUUGCCCAAACAGAACCGGCGCGGCGGAAGCCUGGGAAGCCUGCUGGACGGGGCGGCGGAGUAUUGGAACGCCGACAUAGACAGUUCCACCUCCGGCCCGGCGUACUCCAUCUCCGACGUGGAAGUGGACCCGAGCUCCAAGCAGCCGAGGAAGAAGAGGGGCCGCUACCGCCAGUACAACAGCGAGAUCCUGGAGGAAGCCAUAGCCGUGGUGAUGAGCGGGAAGAUGAGCGUGUCCAAGGCACAGAACAUGUACGGCAUCCCGCACAGCACCCUGGAGUACAAGGUGAAGGAGCGCAUGGGAACCCUGAAGAACCCCCCAAAGAAGAAGCUGAAGCUGAUGAUGAAGAUGGAAGCAGGAGGCCCGGAUUUCCCGGCGGAGCCAGAGAACUCAGCCGCCACGACCCCUCGAGACGACGGGCUGGCGCUAGCCGCUGCCGAGCUGAAGGAAAAUGCAAAGGAGAAGGCGGACGACGAUUCCAAACCAAUCGACUAAACAACCCACACGACGUACGUCACUUCAAACACGGAUGGGGCUUUCUUUGUGCCAAUUUGCUUUGCAGUAUCUGGGUGAGCACAAACGGAGGGAUGGAAUGAGGAGGAUUCCUAAAAAACUGCAGAGAAACAUCUAAUCGGACACUUUUUAACCGCCUGCGAGGCGCAGAGCGAGCAUUUGUUUAGCUUUUAUAUCCAAAGCUGAACAAAUGCAACGAAGAACAAUAGUUAAAUAAAAGACAAUUAAUGGAAAUUCUUUAAGCAUGCUGAUAAUCCCCAGCCCCAAAAACCCCAUCCUCUCCUUUACUGAACUCUACACACGGAUCUGUUGCUGCUUAUAAAUGGAGUUUGGGCUUUGGAUGAAUUCUACUCUGGGGAAAACAAAUGAAUGUUCAAAAUUUACAAACAAAAUCCGACCAAUUGGACCCGUUGCCACUCCCCUCUCUCAUAGAGAAUUUUCUGAAAUUGGUAAGUGAACUGUUUCUUACGUUUGAAGCCGACUGUAGGGUUGAAUCAUCCCAUCGUUUCCUCACACGGGUUCGGAAUCAAACCCAUUCUCCUCUUGCCAGGUAGCCAUGAUGCUUUAACUGCAAAACUCUUUUCUUUCCUCCUUAAGAAUAUAAUCUCUGUGCAGACGAAAGCAAGAUUAACCCGUCCUCUUGUGAGCAAGAGAAGACACACAAAAGUCAUUCAGGGAUGCAUGUUUGUGAGUUUCGUGGACACUACUGACUUCUGUAAUCAACUCCUUUUCUUCUCUCUUUUCUUUUCGUUUGGUUUGCUUUCUUUUGCACUACACUUUGGGUCUGGCGCUCACAGACCACGUUACCUCGGCAUUGUUGCCCAUGCAUCAUGCACUUAUUAUGGUCUGUCUCUGAAGCCCAGUCGCAACCUUGCAACGGGUCAGAGGUGCACAUCGCCUUCGAAUGCUGAUUCAUAUUCAGAAGCGGGACGCUCUGAAUUCACCCUCGUCUUUUUUUUUUUUUUUCCGUUUUGGUUUCAUUUUCACGCCAAGGGACAACUUGAAGGAUACUCUGAUUAUGGAUCAGCCGUUUUUAGGGCGGGAUGCUACCUCAUGGACCUCCUUCAGUCUGCUGAUCCUGGAAAAGGUGGAGCCACCUUCAGGUUGCCCUCCAAAAAAAACCCACAAAAAAACGGUGACCAAAGUGAGCUCGACACCCUCAUGGAACGGUUUCUGGACGACGGCGGCGGCCUUUUGGGAUCAGAAUGUGAAACUGUGCUGCUAUCCAGUUCAUCGUCUCGACUCCUACGAAGGCUUUUAGCGGGCCCAGGCUGAAUCUUUUGAACUUAGCUAAUAACAACUUACUGCUGAUGUGUUUUUCUUUUUCUUUACUAAUCAGACUAAGCAAAAGCAGCUUAGUUGAGAAGUUUUUAAACAAAUUCCUCCCCUGCUCAAACGUCAAAGACAGUUUAAAAGGCAGUUAUGUAUGAAACAAUGUGCAUUUAUGGAGGGGUGGUUUGGUUUUGGGGUAAUAUGCAGUGGGCAGGAUUAGCUGUUAGGUGGGGAGAGGCAAAUUUUAAUAUAUUUUAAGUUAUUGUGACCGAUUAUGUAAAAGCCAAUCCAUGAUUCUGGGUGUUUUUGUUUUCUCCGCUCAUUUUUAACUCAGGGUAACUGAGACGGAAGACGUGGGUUACCAAUACGGUGAUUUCUUGUUGGACCUAUAGUAGACAGAGAGGAGGACAAGACGAGCCUCUCGCUAAUACUUUCGAUUAGGAUGGCGGUGCCAUUACAGAACAGACCUGCUACUGAAACACAGGAGGGGAUCAGGAAACGCUUAACGAUGGGUUUGUGAUUUGAACGUAUUGAACUAAAAUAGCACUUUUUUCCAAGAGAGAGUAAAACAAGUUUGAGGUUAUGCAUGUAGUGUAGCUUUUCUUCACGGCAGACGGAGCAGAGAGGGAUGAAAAAGCUUUAGUGUGUGACGAACUUCAGAAAGUUGCAGCCCGAACCCAAACAACUCUUUGUCUUUCUUUCUGCUGCGGUUCUUUCUGGCUGAAAGAGGAGAAGGAAAAAGACCUGGAAUAAGUUUGUUUUUGUGUAGCGUCUCAUUGAUUUCCCUCCUCUGAUUGAAAUGUUGCUCUUUGCUCUCGACACUGCCUACUGUUCACCCAGUCUGAGACUUUAACUCUUCUCAGAUGAAAUGAUGAUUCACUCCUUUUGGAAAUGUUUGUUGUUAUUUAUUUGAUUUUAAAAUGGCAUGCACCGUUGCUUUCUCUUUUUUUUUUUUUGUUUGGCUGAGUUUUGUGUUAAACGUUAUUGUUGGUAAUUGGUCACAAUCUAAUAGAAAUUGGCCUGAUCUACAAUCUUGGACCCCCUAAUUUUGUGGUUAUUGGAUUUCCACAGUGGGAUUUGUUGUUAAAAAAGUGAAACAAAGAUCCGUGGGGUCGUCCUGCAUAAAAUGCACCCAACACUUAGCAAUGCGAAGCGUUGAAAGUGUCUAAAAUGUCGCGUCCAGCGAUGAUGAAAACGCGAUCAAAGGUUAGUUUUAAAAAAACAAGAUUAGUGUUGGACUCCUUCCUUUAUUAAAAAAAAAAACAAAAAAAAACUGCUUGCCACUUUCAUGUAAUGCAUGUAAAGCAUAAAAAAAGAUGUGAAGAAUCAUCAUAAUUGGCAUUAAAUGCAGACAAAUUCAACCAGCACUUAGAGCGAAUUCCCCUGAGGGGCAAAAAGUGUCAACAAUUUACAACGAUCCACAAAAAAAUAUUCUCUUUUCAGGCGUUUACGGUUAUUUUUGUGCUUUAUUCUGUAGUUUUGUACAAACUAGUCGUUUCCUUUUGGUCUGUUCAGCCGGAUCGUUUCUACUGAGGUGCAUGCCAUUUCAGGUAUAUAUUUAUUUCCUGAUUUUCUUUUUUUUUUGAGUGUAUAUGGUUAACAUAUCCACCUGUCCAAAAAAACAAAAUACCCCCUUUAAAAUAAGACUCAGCACAUAAUGUUUAACAAAAGAGACCUUGCAUUCUUAUUUUCAUGCAAAGUAGUGAAAACCUCAUUUUUUAACAGACUGUUGUGAUUUUUUAUUAAAAAUUUUUUUAUGCUGGUUUCAUCUGCAGUAUAAAUACUCCACUUGUAGCCUUGGUACUGUAACUGUCUCAGGUUCUGCUCACAGCUUGGGCCGCCAUAUUUGUCAGUCAGCAAACGGCACAACCUGAACUACCUACACUUUGUUUAACGGACGGAUGACACAUUAAACACGUGGCAGGAAACCGUGCCUUCAAAGCCGUUUCACCCUCGGGAGGUUUCUCCUAGCAUCAGCAAAAGAGGCAGAGAAAAAAUAAGACUUUUUUCUCGUCUUUUCCUGGUUUUAAACUCAUCCACUGUAACACAACAACACAUUUUUUUAAAUAAAAAUGCUCUUUAAACUGUUUUAAUAACUGACUAAAGACGCAGGAAGAAAAUCAAAAAAUCCUUGUUUCGAAGUCACAACCACACUCUUCGGUGUGGAUGUUGUUACUGAGGGAAGGAGAGUUAAUAAAGUCAGUAAGGUGUUUAAAACGACGCAGUAGGAGAAAGGAUUUCUACUGUACUUGUAGAUUUUUUCUGAUGUAGAGAAAGAGGCAGAGAAAGCCUCAUAACCUCAGGCUUUUAUAGAGAAAAACAUAUUUUUAUAACUAAUAUUUCAGUAAGAGUUGCAGUUGCAACUUACUGAAAAAUUCUAAUUAAUAAAUCUAUUAUUUAUUUUUUUCUUUAUAGUUCUUAAAGAGAAAUUAGAAUUAACUAAAAUUGGCUAUGUUAAGUCGAUGCUGUUAAAAUUGGUGCACUGCAAAACAAAAUUAAAUCUUACCAAGUGUUUUUGCUCUUAUUUCUGGUGCAAAAACAAGUAAAGUUUCAGGAAGAAAUAGAAGCUUAUUUUAAGUCAACAAUACCUUAAUAUUCAUUUAAAAAAAUUGUUUUCCUGGCAUUUUAAUUCUGUAACAAUACAUUUUCCCCAUAAUAAAAAUGAAAUAAUCUGCCAGUGCAGCCAUUACGUUUUAUAGAUGUUAAAGAAUUAUUGACUUAAAACACCAUCCUAUUUCUAUUUUCUAUUAUUUCAAGCUAUUUGUACUGGAAACAAGUUUUGCUGGACGAUAAAUUGUUCCAGUAGUUAUUGCGAUAACGAUAAUAUUAUUUUGAGUCAAUUUUCAAGUAGUGUAACUACAGUGACAUGAUAGUGCAAAAAUAUAUUCUGAAAGAUCAAUAAACUUUAAAUUAAUGACAAUUUAACCCUAGAACUGGGCGACAUUUUAAAUAUCCAAACAAAACAACAAAUAAAAUGAAUUGUGAAGUCUCUGUAAACAAAAUUAUCCUUCCAAA
Messenger RNA from Xiphophorus maculatus (southern platyfish), 7020 nucleotides. It is a transcript of the gene lcor, whose product is annotated as ligand dependent nuclear receptor corepressor. Gene Ontology annotation, molecular function: DNA binding. The coding region runs from base 649 to 2715 and encodes 688 amino acids. Gene Ontology annotation, cellular component: nucleus. The record is from RefSeq and is a predicted model, not a curated record. Lineage: Eukaryota; Metazoa; Chordata; Actinopteri; Cyprinodontiformes; Poeciliidae. The transcript has 7 exons. Gene Ontology annotation, biological process: regulation of transcription by RNA polymerase II.